AUGCGCAGAGCCCGAGCACCGCCCCCCACCCCCACCCCGGGGGGGGUGGAUCACGAGGAGCCUCGUUCUCGGCUCGCCCCUCCCCGCCCCCAUCCCGGGCGUGUCCCCGCAGAGGUCAGCUGGGCUGCUGCUGGCAUGGGCGCCGCGACCCCCGGCGGCUCUCUCCUGCUGCUGUGCCUGGGGUGGGGCUGCUUGGCCCAGGACUUCGUCUUCAACCCCGACUCGGGCUUCAGCUCCUACGAAGUGGUCAUCCCUAGGCAGCUGGUGCCCCGCGGGGGCGGCCCCGAGGUGGCCGGCCGAGUGUCCUACGUCCUGCGCAUCGAGGGCAAGAAGAUCAUCAUCCACCUGCGGCCCAAGAAGCUCCUGCUGUCUCGACACCUCCAGGUUUUCACCUUCACGGAAGACGGCACCCUAGUGCGGGACCAGCCUUACAUCCCGACGAACUGCAACUUCAGGGGGUCCGUGGAGGGCUCCCCCAGGUCGGAAGCGACGCUGAGUACGUGCUUCGGGGGCCUUCGAGGGAUGCUGAGGAUUGAGGACAGCAGCUACCAGAUCGAGCCCAUUCAGCCUUCCUACAACUUUGAGCACGUUGUCUAUCACUUGAAGGACGAUGGCACUCUCAACUUGACCUGUGGCUUAACUGAUAAAGAAAUAGACAGGCAGCUGAGCAGGCUACAGAACCUGCCUGCCCCCAGAACUGAUUCUUGGAGGAAGUCCUACCUUCACCAAAAGUAUGUGGAGCUGAUGAGCGUAGUUGAUAACACACGGUUCGUCUUUUUCAAGAACAAUUUAACAAAAGUCAUCAGUGAAAUUAUUGUCAUAACAGGUAUCAUGGACUCAUACUUUCAGCCUUUGAAUGUCAGAAUACACUUAAAAGUCAUUGAGGUCUGGACAGAUAAGAGCAAAUUACCUAUUGAGGAUAAUGACUUACGGUCAAUUCUUAACUUGUUCAUCAAUUACAGAAGAAAUAAUGGCUACACAAAAAUGAAAAUAGAUAUAACACACUUAUAUGUGCAUAGAACAGCUGCUGAUGUGCUUGGAUGGGGCUAUACUGCAGCUGCCUGUAAUAGGGAUUUUUCAGUAUCAGCAAGCCUUAUGCAAAAUACAAAUGUGCUUACUUCUUCUGGAUGGUCUACUCAUGAAUUGGGCCAUGUUGUUGGUAUGGGCCAUGAUUCACGAACCUGUUUUUGUCAAGGUAGAACACUGUGUAUCAUGGACGCUGGUGGAAGGUAUGGUUUCAGUAAUUGCAGUUUUGUAGAGUAUUUUCGCUUUUCGACUAGGGAAGGUGUGUGUCUAGAUAAUGUUCCAGGACUUCCAUAUACAGUGAAGCAAUGUGGAAACAAAGUAGUAGAGACAGGAGAGGAGUGUGACUGUGGUACAGCAGAGCAAUGUGAAACGGAUAAGUGUUGUCAACCUGAUUGUAAAUUGAAACCUGGUGCACAGUGUAAUACUGGUUUGUGCUGUACCGACUGUCAUUUCAGUCCAUCUGGACAUGUAUGUAGAGGCACAGAAAAUGAAUGUGACCUUGCGGAAUUCUGCAAUGGAACUUCAAAUCUAUGCCCAAAUGAUUUUUAUAAGCAAGAUGGAACCCCAUGCCGUAACACAUCCCGCUGUUACCAGAAGAGAUGUCCUGAUCGCUUUUUGCAGUGCAAAGAAAUUUUUGGAUUUGGCGCCAAAGAUGCCCCCGGUGUAUGCUAUGAAGAAGUACAUAGAACAGCCGAUCGAUUUGGUAACUGUGGCUUGUUAGGCCGAGACUAUAAAAGAUGUUCAGUGAGUAAUAUAUUGUGUGGAAGACUGCAGUGUGUCAAUGUGAAGAAUGUCCCUCAAAUGCCUGAUCAUACAGCAGUCAUUUUUAGUUAUGUGAAGAAGUAUAAUAUUCGGUGCUGGGGGUUAGACUUUCAUUCCUCAAUGAUAGCAAUGGGGUUACCUGAUGAAGGAGUCAUAAGAGAUGGCACUCCCUGUGGGAGGGACUUGAUAUGUAUUAACCAUACGUGUCGCAGUAUUUCAUUCCUCCGGUAUGACUGUAAACCAGAGAAGUGCAACCAACGAGGUGUUUGCAACAAUUUGAAAAAUUGCCACUGUAACUAUGGAUGGGCCCCUCCCUUCUGUGAGAGUCCUGGUUUUGGAGGAAGCAUUGACAGCGGACCUGCAGGAAAAGUGGAAAAAGUGUCCAAGCCAGUCAAAGUUGUGCCUGCUAUGUCUAUUCGACUUGGUUUAUUAGUUAUUUUAUUGGUUCUGGUAAUCUUGAAACAAGUGAUAGGAAGAUUCUUCAAACAAAAGGGGAAAGUGAUAGCUGAUUUAGCAAAAAAACCUCUGCCGAAGAACCAAAGGAAGAAAAGGGAGAAGUUCCCAGAGGAGCAACCCCAAUCUCUCAAAUGAGAUUAUUCUUAAAUUAGCUUUUAUAAAAAAAACAAAAAAACCCACUUCAUUUGAUUAUCUUCCGUGGAGGCAAGAAUGGCUCAUAACUAUUAAUUUCAU
Vombatus ursinus (common wombat) is the source of this 2478-nucleotide messenger RNA. Its product is annotated as disintegrin and metalloproteinase domain-containing protein 30-like. The transcript is spliced from 2 exons. Gene Ontology annotation, biological process: proteolysis; male gonad development. The record is from RefSeq and is a predicted model, not a curated record. Gene Ontology annotation, cellular component: sperm head plasma membrane; plasma membrane; external side of plasma membrane. NCBI's taxonomy places the organism in Eukaryota, Metazoa, Chordata, Mammalia, Diprotodontia, Vombatidae. Bases 1 to 2379 code for a protein of 792 amino acids. Gene Ontology annotation, molecular function: metalloendopeptidase activity.